UCCUGCAGCUUUGUAACUUCAGGCGUGUGACCAGCUGAGAACUUCACCUUUUGAGGAGUUCUGCAUUUUGCCAGUCAUCUCUUACAACUGAGUGCCAAAGAAGGACUCCAUGAAAGAUGACAGAGGAAGUUAUUGUGAUAGCAAAGUGGGACUACACUGCCCAACAGGACCAGGAGCUGGACAUCAAGAAAAACGAGCGCCUAUGGCUGCUGGACGACUCCAAGACGUGGUGGCGGGUGAGGAAUGCGGCCAACCGGACGGGCUACGUGCCAUCCAACUACGUGGAGAGGAAGAACAGCCUGAAGAAGGGCUCCCUCGUGAAGAACCUGAAGGACACGCUAGGCCUCGGCAAGACCAAGAGGAAGACGAGUGCACGGGACGCGUCCCCGACCCCCAGCACGGAUGCCGAGUACCCCGCCAACGGGGGUGGCGCCGACCGCAUCUACGACCUCAACAUCCCUGCCUUCGUCAAGUUCGCCUAUGUGGCCGAAAGGGAGGACGAGCUGUCCCUGGUGAAGGGGUCACGUGUCACCGUCAUGGAGAAGUGCAGCGACGGCUGGUGGCGAGGCAGCUACAAUGGGCAGAUUGGCUGGUUUCCCUCCAACUAUGUCCUGGAGGAGAUGGACGAAGCGGCUGCCGAGUCCCCCAGCUUCCUGAGCCUGCGGAAGGGCACCUCCAUGAGCAAUGGCCAGGGUGCCCGGGUCCUGCACGUGGUGCAGACGCUGUACCCCUUCAGCUCGGUCACUGAGGAGGAGCUCAACUUUGAGAAGGGGGAGACCAUGGAGGUGAUCGAGAAGCCCGAGAAUGACCCUGAGUGGUGGAAGUGCAAAAACGCCCGGGGGCAGGUCGGCCUAGUCCCCAAGAACUACGUGGUGGUCCUAAGUGACGGGCCCGCCCUGCACCCCUCGCAUGCGCCGCAGAUAAGCUACGCGGGCCCUGCGUGCAGUGGGCGCUUUGCGGGCCGAGAGUGGUACUACGGGAACGUGACGCGGCACCAGGCCGAGUGCGCCCUCAACGAGCGGGGCGUCGAGGGUGACUUCCUCAUUAGGGACAGCGAGUCUUCGCCCAGUGACUUCUCCGUGUCUCUGAAAGCAUCAGGGAAGAACAAACAUUUCAAGGUGCAGCUCGUGGACAAUGUCUACUGCAUCGGGCAGCGGCGGUUUCACACCAUGGACGAGUUGGUGGAACACUACAAAAAGGCACCUAUCUUCACCAGUGAGCACGGGGAGAAGCUCUACCUCGUCCGAGCGCUGCAGUGACGGCCCCGCCCACAGCCCCUGCCACCUCCAGGGCCUCGGUGCCACACUCACCUCCCCAGAGCCCGGCGGAUCUGCCCCAGGAAGAAGCCGCGCUCACGGGCCCUCCGGCGGCGGGCUCCGCUCGGUCCGGUGGUUCAUCGGUUCUUGGCUUCCUUUGCCUCGUUUACCUUUGCGUGCAGGUCGGUUCGUUUUUCCACUCGCCAACCCUUUGCCAGGCCGGCCCCUGACACCCACUUUUCGGCCUGCCCUCCUCCCGGCCAGGUUUCCAGAACGGGAGGUGGAAGAGGGCGAUGUUCGAUCACUUUACUCCUGCUCAACUGAAAACAGCCUUAGUCUGUUUAGAUUGUUCGUGCUAAUAGAAGCCCUCAUUAAACAGACAUCGGGCACAGUUGGAACGCACCGAAGCUGCCGUUAAUUAAGUGAACUACAGAAAGCGGGGGCCGGACGCUCCUGCAGACGUCCCCGGCCCUGGGCCUGGCAGCCG
Molecule: messenger RNA, 1743 nt
Organism: Odobenus rosmarus divergens (Pacific walrus)
Lineage: Eukaryota; Metazoa; Chordata; Mammalia; Carnivora; Odobenidae
Gene: NCK2
Product: NCK adaptor protein 2
Exons: 4
Coding region: 117-1259 (380 amino acids)
Biological process (GO): negative regulation of endoplasmic reticulum stress-induced eIF2 alpha phosphorylation; positive regulation of translation in response to endoplasmic reticulum stress; positive regulation of endoplasmic reticulum stress-induced intrinsic apoptotic signaling pathway
Molecular function (GO): protein binding
Source: RefSeq, a predicted model, not a curated record